UGUAUUUUUAUUAUUUUUUGGGGUUGAAAAAAGCUAAAGGCAUAAUUAUCCAUUUAUUAUUUAUAAUUGAUUGAUAGGCGGGUGGCUUUAAAGCUUAGGCUUCAUACAUAAGGCACACAACUUUCCCUCCAACACUCAAAUACCUCAGAAGGCUCAAACCAAACCCCGCUCAAAACCGAACACUGAAACUGGUUUGAUUGUUGUUUUGUGAGGUUUUGCAAUUUGAUUUGUUGUUCCUCUACUUUCCAUGGCUAUCAAAACCUCUCUCUCUUUCCCUCCUUCUGGUUCUCGUUGUCGUUGUCGUUGUCGUCGUUGUUCACCUUCUCCUCCUAUUUCUUCUAUUUGGAGGCCUCGGCUUAAUAAAUACCCUCCCCACUUUUUCACUCUUCCUUCCACCGCCUCCGGUAUUCCUCAACAAUCUGUCUCUCUGUUUCCUCAGCUUGAUUUGAAUCAAGCAAAUGAAAUAUAUGAGAAUGGGGCCCAAUUCGGCGGGCAGAGCAAAGAAAUUAAUAAUCCUGUUCUUGAACCAGAACCCUGUGGAAGUAUAAUGUACAAUGCUAAAUUAAAAAUUCCAAAAUCUACCAAAUCUGAGAUUCAAGGAUCGACUGGCGACUCUCUUAAGGGCCUCAAUCAAGGUGUUAGUGGCCGGUAUGACAGUUCUUUAGGCUUGUUAACCAAGAAAUUUAUCAGCUUGAUUCAGGAGGCUGAGGAUGGAACCCUGGAUCUGAACCAUUCUGCAAAUGUGUUAGGGGUUCAGAAAAGGAGGAUAUAUGAUAUUACAAAUGUUCUUGAAGGAAUACGAUUGAUAGAGAAGACUUCCAAGAGCCAUAUACGUUGGAAGAGAUCUGAAGCGUCUGGUCUUCAGAGGGUGGACGACCGAGGUGCUAUACAAGAAUUGCAGGCUGAAGUUGAAGGUCUAUAUGCUGAAGAAUAUAGAAUGGAUGAAACUAUAAAGGAAAAGCAAGAUCUUAUAAGGGCUCUGGCGGAAGAUGAAAACUUCAAAAAGAAGUUAUAUCUGACGGCGGAAGACAUUUUGACUCUCCCAUGCUUCCAGGAUGAAACAGUUAUUGCAAUAAAAGCUCCUCGUACUAGUUAUAUCGAAGUUCCUGGUCCUGACCAGGAUAAUGAAUCUUCCGGGGAAUAUAAAAUGAUUGUCCGAAGUCACAUGGGACCGAUUGAUUUGUACCUCCUGAGCUGUGUUUUUUGCUUUAGCUGCAUGGAUAUUCACAUGGUUCCCAUCCUCUUUAACUUUUCCAUACUUGUCACUUUUGUUUUCAAAUUUUGUCAGUUUGAUGGCCUUGGGAUGAUCAUGGAACCUUUAUCCUAAUUUUGUCUAUUUUAUGCUUUUCCAUGCAUGUAUACAUUUUUGUAACAUCUAUACUCUUGAUCAUUUGUAGGAAAUACCACUCGUCAGAACAACAGGGUGAUCAAAAUUUCUCUCUUGGGAGUCUCAACUCAACGGCCAUAAAGGAAUUUGGUAUUCAGAAGAUUGUUCCUCCGAACUACAAUGUUAAUGAUGAUUAUUGGUUUCGGUCAAAUCCUGAAAUCUGCAUUACAGAUCUGUGGGGUAAAGAGUAGUUUAUCAAUCCAAUUCCUUCGAAACAUCAUUUGUCCUCAUUCCUACAUUUGUAAUUGGUAUUAGGAUAGAUUGAAGGCCUUUUGUUCAAGAAAAUUACAAUCAAAAUUUUUUAUUUAUAGUCGUAUCCUUUUUCUUUUCUUUUUUUUCCUUUUGUUUUUUUUUUUUUCUUUUUUUUGUAGAGAAUUGAAAUUUUAUUCAUUACUUCAACUUUAUAUUUUUUAUUCUUUAAAAAAGAUUUUGAACAAAAAAACCUCGACUGUAUAUCUCUUUUUUCUUCCUAAAAUCCUGCGAAUUAAUAAUAAGUUAUGGUUUCAGUUUUUUAAGGACAGUGAAACAAUAGCGUAUAUAUAUUUUUUCAAAUAGGUGGCAUUAUGUAGUCGGAUUA
Ziziphus jujuba (common jujube) is the source of this 1964-nucleotide messenger RNA. Its product is annotated as transcription factor E2FC. The transcript has 11 exons. Gene Ontology annotation, molecular function: protein dimerization activity; DNA-binding transcription factor activity, RNA polymerase II-specific; RNA polymerase II cis-regulatory region sequence-specific DNA binding. The record is from RefSeq and is a predicted model, not a curated record. Bases 248 to 1327 code for a protein of 359 amino acids. NCBI's taxonomy places the organism in Eukaryota, Viridiplantae, Streptophyta, Magnoliopsida, Rosales, Rhamnaceae. Gene Ontology annotation, cellular component: RNA polymerase II transcription regulator complex. Gene Ontology annotation, biological process: regulation of transcription by RNA polymerase II.